Molecule: messenger RNA, 1632 nt
Organism: Mauremys mutica (yellowpond turtle)
Lineage: Eukaryota; Metazoa; Chordata; Testudines; Geoemydidae
Gene: COQ5
Product: coenzyme Q5, methyltransferase
Exons: 7
Coding region: 82-1035 (317 amino acids)
Biological process (GO): ubiquinone biosynthetic process
Molecular function (GO): methyltransferase activity
Source: RefSeq, a predicted model, not a curated record
GGGCUUCCCAUUGGCGGGGCCUGAAGCGUCACGUGACUCGGAGACGCGUUCUGCGAGUGCGAAGUUCACGCCGCUACAAAGAUGGCGGCCUCCAUCGGCGCGGUUGCCUGUAGGGCUCUGCACAGCCGCCGCCACAGGCAGUUGCUGUCUGUAGGUCGGGGGCUCUUCAGUGGGGCGCGGUGCCUUGUCGCGGAGGGGGAGACGCACUUCGGGUUCCAGGAUGUGUCGGAGACGGAGAAAGGGGAGAAAGUUUACCAUGUAUUUGAAAGUGUGGCUAAGAAGUAUGAUAUAAUGAAUGAUUCAAUGAGUCUGGGGAUUCAUCGGCUCUGGAAGGAUAUCCUGCUGCAUCAAAUGAACCCUUACCCAGGAACUCAGCUGCUAGAUGUUGCUGGAGGGACAGGUGACAUCGCCUUUCGGUUUAUCAAUUAUGUUCAUUCCCAGUGGGAGCACCAGAUCAAACAGAAACUGAAAUCCCAUCAGAAUUUAUCAUGGGAGGAAAUCUCUAAGAGUUACCAGGAAGAGGAACUUAAAUUGCCAGGAGGUUCCCAAGUGGUGGUCUGUGACAUUAAUAAGGAAAUGCUAAAGGUUGGAAAGCAGAAAGCACAACAUCUUGGCUACUCUGAAGGCUUGUCCUGGGUGGUUGGGAAUGCUGAAGAGCUGCCCUUCAAUGACAACAAGUUUGAUGUUUACACAAUUGCCUUUGGAAUACGGAAUGUAACUCAUAUUGACCAGGCACUACAGGAGGCGUAUCGUGUGCUGAAACCAGGAGGGAGAUUUCUGUGUCUGGAAUUUAGUCAAGUCAACAACCCCCUUAUUUCCAGGCUCUAUGACUUGUACAGUUUCCAGGUUAUCCCUGUUCUGGGUGAGAUUAUUGCUGGAGAUUGGAAAUCCUACCAGUACCUUGUGGAAAGCAUCCGACGCUUUCCAGCCCAGGAUGAAUUCAAGGCAAUGGUUGAAGAUGCAGGUUUUCUGAAGGUGGAAUAUCGAAAUCUAACAUCGGGCAUUGUAGCCAUUCACUCAGGUUUCAAACUAUGACCCUCCUACUUUGCAAAGCUCUUAAGGAUAAAGGGUAUUUCCCCUGAGGAAGCUAAAACCUAUGCAACUCCAAAAACUUCACUGCCAAGAUAGACUAUGCGGAGGGGAAGACUUGGUCCCUCUGCAGAAUCUAAAGCUUCAGAUUUUGGGUUUCUGAAAAGUUGAAAUUAUGCUCUUACAACUAGGUCAGGAUCUGGAAUCCCUCUGCCAAUUAAGUAUUUAUGUAAUAUGGGUCAAGUGAUUCCUUGAUGCCUGGUAUGUGCUCACUCUCAGCUGAUACCACUUUCCCAAAACCUCACAGACAGUGACUUUUUUAUUGGACUUGUUUAGUACAUAUCUUCUAAAGUACAGUGUGAGGAUAUGGCAAAAAGUACACUUGACUUACCUAAGCUUGACAGCAUAUACUCCAUACACCAGUAAUAAACUGGUUGAAGGUAGACAUGGACCAACUAGCCUUCAAACAAGAUAUCGCCCUAUAUUGUAUUCAAGUAAUGACUCUAGUUCAAGGUGGGUAACACCUAAAAUUACAAAUGUGUGUGACACGUAGGGUUUUUGUGUAUUUAUUUUAAAGAUCUUAUUAAAUUUUAUAUAUCAGUC